UUGAUUUUGUAACUUGGGGACGCAUCAACGACAUGGCGCCACUGCCUAUGCCAAACCCUAGGGUCUUCCUAGAUGUAUCAAUUGGCGGUAGGAAUGCAGGUAGAAUGGUAUUCGAGCUAUUCAUGGACAAACUGCCAUAUACAUGUGAGAAUUUCAGAGCGCUUUGUACAGGAGAGACCGGUUUGGGUUAUUACCUGCGGCCACGUUGGUACAAGGACACGCCAAUACAUCGCAUAGUACCCGGAUUUAUGUGCCAAGGAGGUAACUUUAACACUGGCAACUCAUAUGGAGGAGAGUCUAUAUACGGCCAAUACAUGGCAGAUGAAUCAUUUGCAUAUAUGCAUUCCAAGCGUGGUGUCCUUGGAAUGGCAAAAACAAGGCAUAAGAACUCUAACGGAUCGCAAUUCUACAUUACAUUCAAACCAUGCUCACACCUAGACAACAAAAUGGUUGUCUUUGGGCACCUGGAGUACGGCCAGGAAGUACUGGAUGCUAUAGAAGAGCAAGGCUCAAUGCUAGGCAGACCCAAGCGACCAGUAAAUAUAUUCAAUUGCGGUGAAAUACCACUAGAUUGUGUAUACGACCCCGAAAUAAACAAUCCAGUAAGGAAGGAUUCAGAGUUGUACAUAGCAAAGUCGGAUAUCGAAAAGCCAGUUUUCAUCAAGGAGAAGUGGGAACGUGAACAGUCACCCAAAAGUAUCAUACCAGACGAAGUGUACAAACGAGCACAGUAUAACUUCUAAGGCCAUGAAU
Molecule: messenger RNA, 753 nt
Organism: Babesia bovis T2Bo
Lineage: Eukaryota; Apicomplexa; Aconoidasida; Piroplasmida; Babesiidae
Product: putative Peptidyl-prolyl cis-trans isomerase CYP19-1 cyclophilin
Exons: 8
Coding region: 33-743 (236 amino acids)
Biological process (GO): protein peptidyl-prolyl isomerization
Molecular function (GO): peptidyl-prolyl cis-trans isomerase activity
Source: RefSeq, a predicted model, not a curated record